AUGGAGUGUGAAUAUGUAAGUUAAUAAAUUUUUUUUAUUUUAAUGAGGAUAUUCAGAAUAUAACAUCAAUAAUUACAUAUUUUCUAAAGAUAAACAACAGAUUUUAUGCUAAAAAAAUACACGCAUCUUGUGUAUAUAUUCAUCAACAUUAAUUGUAGCAUUUAUUAAUCUCAACAUAUUGUAUAAACAAUGGCAAGGGUUAUCUGCAGUAACUUAUAUUUUAUAAUAUUAUCAUGCAGUAUAUUAGAAGACGCAAUCGUAAUAAAUAUCAGACAAAUUGUUUCAAGUACAUUUAUACGAAUUAUUCAAGUCAUCAAGAAUAAUCGCAUAUAAAUUCAAUUACGUAAUUAUUAUCUUGAAAACAAAUAGUAGAAUAUUUAAAAAAAAUUAAGAUCUGUUAGCUAAGAUAAUGGAAACAAUCGCCAAAAAAGAGGACGUGCAGCUGAUAAGCCAUACAAAAGAUUUUAAAUUAAACCCGCCACAAUGUAGCGAAUCAUUGUUGUCUCCCUCUCACUCUAAUUCGAUCGAGCAAGUGGAAGUGAAGGUGAAAAUCUGUGAUAGUUCAGUAAUUGAAGAAAAAGAAAUGGGUUCUGAAGAAAUAAUGGAGAAAUCAAACCAAAAAGGUGGUGCGGAUAAAGAGAAAAAAUUCAAGAAGGGUCCUCGACCGACACCUCCUCCUGGUUUAAAAGAUGACUUGACUACAAUUUCACAUAUUUGUGUUAUCUUAUUUGUCGGACUUAUUUUGUAUGCAUGUUUUUCACGUCCCUUUGAUUUUUUCACAUGGCACCCGUUUUUACUUUCUUUGGGGUGGAUGUUCUUAAUGACUGAAGGAGUUUUGUUUAUUUCAAAAGAAAAUCCAGUAGGUAGACGAUUGAAAUUAGAUCGUACUUUAAAACUUCGUUACCAUUGGAUAGCCAUAGUUAUAAGUAUGAUAUUAGUAGCCAUUGGAUUUAUAAUAGCAGUUAAAACUAAAAAUGAUAGAGGUAAAGAGCAUUUCAAAUCAUUACAUGCUAUUUUCGGUCUUAUUGCUGUAUUAGGAUGUAUACCUUCUGCUAUCAAUGGUACUACUUCUUUGUUUGAUGUCGAACUUAAACAAUACAUCAAACCGUCCUUAAAUACUGCCAUACAUGUUGCUAGUGGUAGUGUUGUAGUCACUUUUGGAGGACUGUCUCUUAUUAUGAGCGUAUACACAAAUUGGUUUAAGAGAAAUACUGAUAAUAACAAAUAUUUGUUCAUGUUAGGUUUAGUUACCGCUAUUUAUGUUACCAUAUGGACCUCGCAAAGACCAUGGCGCAAGACAUUGAGAAAAUUCUUUCAUAUUGAUAUAUAACCAUUAUUAUUAGGAACAGAAGAGCAGCCAAAUGUGAUUGUAUUUGUAGAUUUUAUUGUUUUGCACGCUUCAACAGAACAGAAUUUUCACAAAUUUUAUUCAGUAUUCAACAUUUAAAUUUAAGUAUCCAUUUUCUAUUAUGUUUAAAUUUAUACAAAUAAAUAUUUCUUUUUUAAUUAUACGUUUUUUAUAGCUUACAACUUACAUUUCAUUUAAAAUAUGAGCAAUGAAUAGUUUUUAAUUGAAUUUUAUAUAUUUGCUGUCUCAUCAAUACCGAAAAACUUCCAAAUAAAUCUCUAUUUUUUAUAUACUAUAA
Molecule: messenger RNA, 1646 nt
Organism: Diorhabda carinulata
Lineage: Eukaryota; Metazoa; Arthropoda; Insecta; Coleoptera; Chrysomelidae
Product: transmembrane reductase CYB561D2-like
Exons: 2
Coding region: 410-1330 (306 amino acids)
Molecular function (GO): transmembrane monodehydroascorbate reductase activity
Source: RefSeq, a predicted model, not a curated record